Molecule: messenger RNA, 1855 nt
Organism: Triplophysa rosa
Lineage: Eukaryota; Metazoa; Chordata; Actinopteri; Cypriniformes; Nemacheilidae
Gene: hibadhb
Product: 3-hydroxyisobutyrate dehydrogenase b
Exons: 8
Coding region: 134-1039 (301 amino acids)
Biological process (GO): L-valine catabolic process
Cellular component (GO): mitochondrion
Molecular function (GO): 3-hydroxyisobutyrate dehydrogenase activity; NADP binding; NAD binding
Source: RefSeq, a predicted model, not a curated record
AGAAUAGGAAAAAUGCAAAUACAAACAAGUUGUAUGUACCACCAUUAAUACUUUUAUUGUAUGUAUGUAGAUCAAUCCCUCAGAUUCCAAUCACAAGCGGUCACAGAAAACACAUUGAGUCUCUAUCAGGUCCAUGGCCUCUAAAACCCAGGUGGGCUUCAUUGGCCUGGGGAACAUGGGAAACCCAAUGGCAAAGAACCUCAUGAAACAUGGAUAUCCAGUGAUAGCCUCGGAUGUAUUUCCAGAGUCCUGCAAAGAGUUACAGGAGCUUGGAGCUCAGAUUCUGGACAACCCUGCAGAUGUGGCAGACAAGGCAGAUCGCAUCAUCACAAUGCUUCCAUCUAGCCCUAAUGUUAUAGAUGUGUAUACAGGCCCAAAUGGCAUUCUGAAAAAAGUGAAAAAAGGAUCUCUCCUCAUUGAUUCCAGCACUAUUGAUCCAGCUGUGACCAAGGAGAUGGCAGUUGCCGCAGAGAAAAUGGGGGCUGUGUUCAUGGAUGCCCCAGUGUCUGGAGGUGUUGGUGCUGCCACUUCUGGUAAGCUCACCUUUAUGGUGGGUGGGCCUGAGGCAGAGUUCAACGCGGCCAAGGAGCUUCUGAGCUGUAUGGGCGCCAAUGUUGUUUACUGUGGCCAGGUCGGCACAGGGCAGGCAGCUAAAAUCUGCAACAACAUGCUGCUGGCCAUUGGGAUGAUUGGAACAGCAGAGACCAUGAACUUGGGCAUCAGAUUAGGGCUUGACCCAAAACUUCUAGCCAAGAUCUUGAACAUGAGUUCUGGCCGCUGUUGGUCAAGCGAUACAUACAACCCUGUCCCGGGUGUGAUGGAGGGAGUGCCCUCAGCAAACAACUAUCAGGGCGGCUUUGGAACUACACUAAUGGCUAAGGAUCUUGGACUUGCACAGAAUACAGCAACCAACACAAAGACACCCGUGCCGCUGGGCUCUCUAGCCCAUCAGAUUUACCGAAUGAUGUGUGCACGUGGCUAUGCCAGCAAAGACUUCUCCUCUGUCUUCCAGUUCCUUCGCGAGGAGGAGGGACAGUAGAUGUCAACGCACUCUGCCCCUUUCACAGCCUUACACAGCACUGCCUGCCUUGCACAUGACCUGUCUUUUGAAAAAAUUGACCAGUGUAAUACGUUUCGCGUCAAUGUGCAGGGAGACUGAAUUGAUGAAUGAAUGCAUGUGUCUGGACGAGAGAGCAUGUGUUUAGGGUUUAUUUGACAGGCCACGAUCCGCAAUGUUACACAUGUAGUAAUCCACCAAUCAACUUCUUACAUGCUGUGAAUUUUUAGACUUAUUUUUCUGACUGUUAUUGCCUUUGAGGCUGUUCUGUAGACUAACAAUACAUUACUAUGGUAAUGCAACAUAAUAGUUUUUGUCAUAAUAAUGUUUUAUUUCAUCUUCAGGAACCACAAACACUGUCCAGACCAGCCGUUACACUCCUUGAAGCUUUCUAUUAGUAAAAAUCACUUUUUUAAAUGUUAAUGUGGGGUCUGUUGAGUCGCAGUUCAGACUGAUAAUGGUCAACAUGUCAUAUUCAUGUAAAAAAAAUGUAGAAAUUAAAGAACAGGAGAAAUCUGUAGCUCUGUUGUAAAAUUAUUGUGGGGAAGGAGCUUCAAUUGUACAUAAAUUGUAAUGGUUCUUAACAACCUGAAUAUAGAUGUGGUGUGGUCAGUGCUAAGAUCAGGUCUGCCCGUGUUUUUCUAGGUCAGCCCAAUUAAAUGGUGCUAUCUGGUGAGAAGAUUGGGACCCUGCAUAUUUUAAGGUCCACAAAUAGGAAACCAGAGCUCCUCGGGGGGCCCAGCAUGCUUCUGUCACAAUUUAAUGGAGUAAAUAAUGUAAUAAAGAAGAUGCACACUG